Triticum dicoccoides is the source of this 1053-nucleotide messenger RNA. Its product is annotated as nucleolin-like. The transcript has 2 exons. The record is from RefSeq and is a predicted model, not a curated record. Bases 14 to 931 code for a protein of 305 amino acids. Lineage: Eukaryota; Viridiplantae; Streptophyta; Magnoliopsida; Poales; Poaceae.
AUCACCCGAGCCCAUGGCCGGCCCCUCACCGUCGCCCUCCGGCAGCAGCCGCCGCAUGUCGGAGCUCCUGGACGAGCAGCAAGAGCCCUUCUCCCUUCACCUCUACCUCCUCGAGAAGGGCUGCUCCCCCACCACCCUGGACGCGGCCGGAGGCUGCGGCGUUGCGUUACCUUGCUGGCCAAGGAGCAGGGGCACCUCCCCGGCGCCGAGGCGGGUGACGGCCAGCAAGAAAACGCCCGCGAGCGGCCUCCUCUCCAAGCUCCUCCACGGCACGGCGGCGCCUGCAUCCACGAAAAGAAAGAAGAAACUGCGGUCGGCCGCCAUUGGCCCGUGCUCCGUCGAAGGCGAGAAGGCGGCGAGCAAAAGAAAGAACGCCGUCGAGGCACACACGGCUGAAGCAGCGGACGACGAGGGAGAAAGCUACGAGGACGACGACUCGUCGAAGCAGCUGAGCCCUGUGUCCGUCUUGGAGCGCCGGGCAUUCGAGAAGCCGCCGCGGGCGUACGCCGUCGCCGAGAAGGCCAUUGUCGUCUUCAGGGAGCUCCUGGACGCGGCACGCAGGCCCGCGUUGCUCCAGCGGAAAGUUGCCACAGAAAGCAGCAAGUCCGGCGAUGUCCCCACGGAGACUUCAACAACGACGACGACGCCGGCGCCGCCCCCCGCACCGGCGCCCACGAGGACCGACCGCGCCACCAGCAUUGCACAUUUGGACGAGAUGUUUGAGGCCAAUGGGCACGACCUCGUACCGUUGGACAUGCCCGGCGAGAGGGGGGAUGCCCUGCUGGGGCGGUGGGACGUCGGUGCCGAGCUAGCGAUUGCAGUGCUGGAAGCGCUGACGGAGGAGGUCGUGACGGAGCUGAUGGGGAUGGUCCACCAUGAAGACGCCAAUGCCAUCGACGUGAAGCAGUGUUGGUUGCUACCGAACUGCUGAUGUUGUGGAUAUAUUUGUCCUCGUAUGGGUUUAUGCUGGUCUUCUCAUUAUGAUGUUUAAGACUAGUACUUGCUAAUCUUACUGUAAAUAAAGAUUUCCUUUUUUUUGCGGGUGAAAUAAAG